GUCUGCAAAUGUAUUAUCCUUAAACUAAGUGUGCUUUUUGCACAGAAGUAAUCACCACACUCUUUAGGGUGCUUUGGAUAUUUGACAUCACAAAUUAGACAAUGUUGCACAGCAUUUUUAUUGUGUUACACAAAAACAUGGCAUGAAAUGUUACUGCUCUGUUACCAAGACGACACCACGGUGUCUGUGUGUGAACAACUGAGUUGUCUUACGCAUGAGAUUAGCACUGUUUCUGUUUGAUGUCCUGUAGUGUAUUGGAGUGAGACCCUACAGAGCUGUUUUAGAGUGCCAAGAAUCAUGGUGUGGCGACGGCUGAUGCCAACAAAGAUGACACUGAACCAGCGAGAGGUUGCUGCCUGUGGAGCAGUUGGCCAGGGCUGCAUGGUUCUCCAGACUGUUAUUUUUUUUUUUGGCGACUCUCGCGAUUGACUUCAUUUGCUGGCUGAGAUGAAGUGAAGAUAUUUUUAGAGGAGCACUUGUACUCCUGGUGGCCGACAGUUCUAAUGAAGCAGUCUCUUUGAUGAGCAAAAACCCCGCCACCAACCAAGCCACCGCACACCAUUGCACGUGUGAAGGCCACAUUCCUGAAAAGAGGCGGGCCCGCUCCCAUGUAGAUAGGAAAGGUUCAUUCUCAGCUUAUGAAAACACAUCGAUGCAAUGUUACAGUUUAUGUAUGCAGCACAAAUCACAGCAUAAGUCGCCCCAAGAUGCUUCACAAGGAGUGAAGAUGAGGCCUGCUGUUCCAGCGCUGCUCCUGCUGCUGCUCACUGUUGCGGCACUGAGCCAUGCUCACACCGGAACCUCUGCCCUGGAUGUGACCUACAGUUUCAGCAACAUCCUUCCCAGCCUCAACCGCCCGGCCAACCACAGCCGCAUCUUCUACACAGUCAUUUUUGACGCAGGGAGCACAGGGACACGAAUCCACGUCUACACCUUCAUCCAUAGUGACUCAGAGGAGCUGCUGCCUGUUUUGGACAAUGAGAUGUUCCAGUCUGUAAAGCCCGGUUUGUCUGCAUAUGUCGAUGCCCCUGAAAUGGCCGGACACACAGUGAGGAUGCUGUUGAAGGUGGCUAAGAAGACCGUACCUCGUCUGGAGUGGAAGCGGACUCCUGUGGUGCUCAGAGCCACAGCUGGACUUCGGCUUCUGACUGCAGAGAAAGCUCAGUCUCUUCUCGACCAGGUUCAGCGUGUGUUUGACGAGUCUCCGUUUCUGAUCCCAGACAGCGGUGUCGGCAUAAUGAACGGCACAGAUGAAGGAAUCCUGGCCUGGGUGUCUGUUAACUUUCUGACAGGUCACCUGUACGCAGGCACCAAGAAGACGGUGGGGAUCUUGGAUUUGGGAGGAGGGUCGACACAGAUCACGUUCCUGCCGAACCCGAGGAGAACCAUCAAAAGUGCUCCUGCUGAUUACGUUGCCAGAUUCCACAUCUUCAAUUCAACAUAUGAGCUGUACAGUCACAGUUACCUUGGAAAUGGGCUGAUGGCGGCACGACUGGCCACCCUGGGUGCUUUGGGUGCAGAAGGGCUGGAAUGGCGUGUUUUCCGAAGCGCCUGCCUGCCAAAGAACUUCAGGGAUCAGUGGAGCUUUGGUGGGAUCACUUAUGAAGUGAGCGGGAUCCCAGACGGUUAUACAGGAUAUAAGUUUUGUUAUCAGGAGGUCCUUAAGGUGGUGAGGGGGAUCAUUCAUCAGCCGCACGAGCUCCAGGACAGCAGCGUUUUCUACGCCUUCUCAUAUUACUAUGACAGAGCAGUGGAUGCAGGCCUUAUCGAUGGACUCCAGGGAGGGAAGGUGGAGGUCAGAGACUUCAAGAAGCGAGCUAAAGAGGUGUGCAAUAAGCUGUCCGUGAACCGCGCAGUCAGUCCGUUCCUGUGCAUGGACAUGACCUACAUCACCUGUCUGCUCAGAGACGGCUUCGGCUUCAAGGACAGCACGGUGCUGCAGCUGACAAAGAAAGUGAAGAACGUGGAGGCGAGCUGGGCUCUGGGAGCCGUUCUGGAUCACUUUCAUCUCCUGCAGAUGUACAGAGGACAUCACUCUGCUUUAGGGGCCGUGCACUGAUGCUGCAGACGCACCAGGACCUGGGAAACCUCAUGAUUAAUUAUGCAUUUGUUUUCACAGUAGUUAAUGUAUUGUGUUAAAAAA
Molecule: messenger RNA, 2143 nt
Organism: Thalassophryne amazonica
Lineage: Eukaryota; Metazoa; Chordata; Actinopteri; Batrachoidiformes; Batrachoididae
Product: ectonucleoside triphosphate diphosphohydrolase 5-like
Exons: 17
Coding region: 521-2059 (512 amino acids)
Biological process (GO): nucleoside diphosphate catabolic process
Cellular component (GO): membrane
Molecular function (GO): GDP phosphatase activity; UDP phosphatase activity
Source: RefSeq, a predicted model, not a curated record